Molecule: messenger RNA, 780 nt
Organism: Guillardia theta CCMP2712
Lineage: Eukaryota; Cryptophyceae; Pyrenomonadales; Geminigeraceae
Exons: 2
Source: RefSeq, a predicted model, not a curated record
UGCUCGAGGAAGGGGCUCUGCCUCCCAGACGCUACCUGCUCCUGCAACGUCGGCUUCACGGGCCCUGACUGCAGCAUCAAGUGCAAGGGAGAGGUAGGAAAGCCGUGCUCUUUCAACGGGGUCUGCCUCUCCGACGGAUCAUGCGCGUGCUACUACGGGUACAGAGGAGAUGACUGCAGGUUCCUCUGCCCCGGCCAGGACUCCAUGGUCUUCACUGGAGCCAGUGGCUGGGAAUGCUCGGGACGAGGCACGUGCGACAGUUUCCCCCUCCCCCUCGGAGCUUGUGUGUGCAACAGCGGCUUCCGAGGCGUCGGUUGCGAGCUCGAGUGUCCCUCCAACGUCCAUCCCGCCAACACCUCUUCCUGCAGCGGGCACGGAUACUGCCGAGCAGACGCAACUUGUGACUGCCAGUACGGGAUGCCAGCCAACGUUGACUCGGGCUGGAGAGGAGGAGGUUGCCAGGUUGAGUGCCUUGGAGGAGCGACCAACGUGUGCUCGGGGCACGGGCGCUGCCUGCAGGACGGCAACUGCACGUGCGACAGCGGGUACCGCCUGUCUGCCUGCCAGCGGGAGUGCGACGGGGGAGCGGCAGACCCAUGCAACGGCAACGGCAACUGCCUGGAGGAUGGGACUUGUCUGUGCGAGGUGGCCUACCGAAACUACAGCUGCAGCAUCCUCUGUCCUGGCGGGCCGUUGCCGCCCAAGAUCUGCUCGGGCCAUGGCGUCUGCGACGUGGAGGGAGUCUGCAUCUGCAAGUCUGGAUGGAUCGGACGUGCCUGC